Molecule: messenger RNA, 395 nt
Organism: Suillus bovinus
Lineage: Eukaryota; Fungi; Basidiomycota; Agaricomycetes; Boletales; Suillaceae
Exons: 2
Coding region: 5-220 (71 amino acids)
Source: RefSeq, a predicted model, not a curated record
CAUAAUGGGUGUUUCCUUGUGGUCGCUGUUGGCGCCUAACCUCCGAGCACUCUGCCAGUGUGAAGAAUUUCCUCGUAAUUUCAUGCAUGGAUGUAUGGGUUACCUCCUGGGUCCUAACCUCGUUCGUCCGUGUCUGCCAUCUAAGGAAGAAGGCUUCAUGACUGGAAGUUAUGGAACUACAUGCAGCGUCUCCUCAAGCCAGCAAGCUCGCUCUCUAUAGACGCACGCACCUGCAGAAAAGAUCAUGUAUCAGGUUUCAGCAGAUACUCACCACGACCAGAAGUCGUGACACUACGUGCGACGUCUCCUUAAGUCAGCGAGCUCGCUCUCUGGGAACUCAAGCACCUGCGGAAAGUAUCACUUGUUCGGAAAGGUUUUGUUUUGUCUUGUCUUGU